This is a messenger RNA of Mya arenaria, 1878 nucleotides long. RefSeq names its product zinc finger HIT domain-containing protein 2-like. Lineage: Eukaryota; Metazoa; Mollusca; Bivalvia; Myida; Myidae. The coding region runs from base 80 to 1438 and encodes 452 amino acids. The record is from RefSeq and is a predicted model, not a curated record. The transcript is spliced from 3 exons.
GCUAUCGCAUGGUAAACGUACACUUUUAUGACAAUUGUUCAGCUUGUUCAAACAUUACAUCAAUUAUAUAUAAUACAUAAUGGCAGAGAGUAUUAAAAUAGAAACUUCUAUGAAAGAUUUAGACAAUGACACAGUUAAAAAAGCCUGUGCUCUCUGUUUAAAAGGUGCUGCAAAGUACACAUGCCCAAGGUGUAAUGUCCAAUACUGUUCAGUUGAUUGCUACAGAUCAGAGAAGCACAGGGGUUGCUCAGAAAAUUUCUACAAAGAUUGCUUUAUGGAAGGACUGAAGGAAUGCGAUACAGACCCAGAAGAGAAACAAAAGGUCAUGGAAAUGUUACAGAGGGUUGAAGGUGCUCCUGACUUAGAUGAUGGUGACUCCAGUGAAGAUGACCUUGAAGAGAGGUUGGGUGACCUUGACCUGAAUGAAGAUGUUGACAAAGUCUGGGAUCGGCUCACAGACAAAGAGAAGCAAGAAUUCAAAUCUAUGACAACAGAUGGUCGCCUUGGAAACCUAGUUGACUUGUGGGUACCUUGGUGGGAAACACAUUUGCCAAUGGUGACGGAAGUCAAAAGAUUACCCGAAAAGCCGUCUGAUCAAUCUGAUAGGUCAUCAACAAAAUUAGAAAAAUCAUCUAAAAAACUUGAAAGGAUAUCUGAAAAGUCAUCUAAAAAAUCAGUUUCAUUCGAAAAAUCUGAAGUGUCACCUGAAAGGUCUGAUGAAGAAGUUCAGAUGUCCUCUGGUUCAAACUGUCCUAAAAUUCUGGCACAGAUUCCGCAGAUGUUUGAUCUGAUUAAAACAAAACCAUCUGCAGAUAUGAAGUGCAAUGUAGUGAAUGUUUUGUAUGGUUACGCAUAUGUGAGCAGACUUCAUAAUGGUGACCAUGUCACCAUGGCAACAGAAAGUGCUGAGGACAUUCUGGAAAUAUCUGAAGUAAUGGGACAAGGUCACACAUGUGGAUCUGUUGAAGAGGCUAUACAAAUGUGUUUUAGGAACUUAACAGACCCUAAGAGUAGUUUUGAAUCAACAACAGAUUGGAAUUUGAAGAUUAUCAAAGAUGUUGAAAAAUUGAUGAUAAAUGAAAACAAAGCAGAUCCAUUACACUUUCCAAUGGCAGCAUUGUCUGAUGUUCACCAAAUUUUCAAGAAUGCACAUAAAAUUGUUCAAAAACAGGUGAAAAGUGACUCUCUCAAGACCAAGAAAGAAGAAUUAGUUAAGGAGAAAAGCAAGCUUUUCCAUUGUGUAAAGAAAUGUGAAUUCCUACUAAGCUGGUGUCAAACUUAUGGAAUGGCUUUAUGUGGACUGGUCACAGAAGUUGACUUAGUUUACUCAUUGCUGGCAACUGAGUUUGAAGCACUUAACCAGUCCAAGAAAAAGCUGGAGACACAGUGGGGAGGAAUGGUGAAACCUAGAAGGAAAAAGCUGGUGGAAGAAUUAUAGUAAUAAAAACCUCUCAGUCUGUGCUAACAGGUCUCAAUGUUAGAAGCUGAUACGUGAAUGUGGCUAUACAUUGCAAGAUAUCAGUCUGAUAUCUGAAUAUGAUGACAAUCUAGUAAUUUUACCCAUUCAUUCAGUUGAUUAUUAAGAAACAUAUAGUAUAAAAUUACAACAAAGGACAAUAUUCAUUUGUUUGUUAAUUAUUUAUGAAUAACAGAUACCUGUUACACUAAUUGGUAAAGACAAACCUGAAAUGGACACAAGCAGUAAACCAUACAUGUUUUUAAUAAAAGUAGUUAUACCAUAUUUUGUACUUAAGAUCAUCUGUGUUUCAAGACACAUUGUUGACAAAUGCCAUGAAAUGCUAAAUCCAAUGACCAGUCAGCUGUAAGUGUAAUAUGCCACUGAUGACACUGAUGAAGUUUUAUGCAUUGAAUAAACCA